Messenger RNA from Protopterus annectens (West African lungfish), 6654 nucleotides. Its product is annotated as solute carrier family 12 member 6-like. Gene Ontology annotation, cellular component: membrane. Gene Ontology annotation, molecular function: potassium:chloride symporter activity. The record is from RefSeq and is a predicted model, not a curated record. Gene Ontology annotation, biological process: chemical synaptic transmission; cell volume homeostasis; potassium ion import across plasma membrane. Lineage: Eukaryota; Metazoa; Chordata; Ceratodontiformes; Protopteridae. The transcript has 25 exons. Bases 653 to 4330 code for a protein of 1225 amino acids.
ACGAGGGAGGUAGAAGCUGAUGGCAGGCACGCGCCACAACAACAGACGGAGGCUGCUCGAGAUGUCAGGACUGGAUUGUCAAGGGCGCGUGAAAAAUGAUUCCGGCUCAUGGGAGUCCCGCGACUGUGACUAGCUGAAUGUGAGCGCGCAGGCAGUCAGUGUAGUCUUGAGCGGAGCGCGCUGCGCUUGUAGCUUGCUGUUUUGCGGGUGGGGGUUGGCUGCAAGCAGCUGCACCAAGCGGUUUCACUUCGCUCUAAGACGCUGACUAGGAGUUCUAGGAAGACUGAACAUGCUUUUAUUAUGACCCGAGUCAUGAGCCUAUUGUCUGUCCCGUUAUAAUGUGCAGUCUUUAUUUUUAUGUGAGAAGGACCAGCAUGCUGAGAUGCCUUGAUUUUCUGGAGGUACCCUUCCUAUUAUAAUGUCAUAUUAUAAUGGUCUGUGGGAAUAGUAAAGACAGUGUCACUUGAAAUAGACUUCAUGAUUUUUAAACGCCUUAUGUACACCUAGUCAUUGGUGAUUUCGCUGGGAGGAUGACAUUGUAUAAGUCGUUGACUUUUUUAUGCUAAAGUGACUGCUAAACUGGUCUGUGCCUUUUCUCGCGGCUUUAUUUAUUUGGGGAGUAGUUAACGCUGUAAUUGUAAUUACAGUAAGGAUGGCAUCCGUCCGUUUUACAGUCACACCAACGAAAUUUGAUGAUAUUCCUGGUAUCUCGGACAGCAGCCCAGAUCUGAGCUCCAGGUCCAGCUCCCGGGUCCGGUUUGACUCCAAGGAGAGCGUGCCGGAUGUGAGCAGGAGUGAACCGGCGAGCGAGUUGUCAGCGAGCACACCAGUGGUGGAGGGAGCUGAGGACAAGGGUGCCAACACAGGGGACAAAGAGGAAGACAGAAGUCUGACUUCCAUCACUGGAGAGAACAGUCUACUGCUAGACGAGGUUCGAAAACGAGAGAACAGUGUUUUUCUUAACAACAGUCACUACCAUAGUGUUAGCUACGAUGACGAUGAUGAGUAUUGUGAUAAGAACCUCGCCCUUUUUGAGGAAGAGGUCAUUCUACUGGAAGGGAGAGGAAGAGGUCAUCCUACUGGAAGGGAGAGGAAGAACUCAUCCUACUGGAAAGGAGAGGAAGAGGUCAUCCUACUGGAAGGGAGAGGAAGAGGUCAUCCUGCUGGAAGACAAAGGAAGAGGUCAUCCUACUGGAAGGGAGUGGAAGAGGUCAUCAUACUGGAAGGGAGAGGAAGAGAUCAUCCUACUGGAAGAAAGAGGAAUAGCUCAUCCUUCUGGAAGGGAGAGGAAGAGAUCAUCCUGCUGGAAGGGAGAGGAAGAGGUCAUCCUACUGGAAGGGAGAGGAAGAGGUCAUCCUGCUGGAAGAAAAAGGAAGAAAUCAUCCUGCUGGAAGAAAAAGGAAGAGGUCAUCCUACUGGAAGGGAGUGGAAGAGCUCAUCAUACUGGAAGGGAGAGGAAGAGGUCAUCCUACUGAAAGAAAGAGGAAGAGGUCAUUCUACUGGAAGAAAGAGGAAUAGCUCAUCCUGCUGGAAGGGAGAGGAAGAGAUUAUCCCACUGGAAGGGACACUUUGUUGUUGUUGUUGUUGUUGUACAAUGUUGACGGCUAUAUCGAUGAGUGCAAUAGCAACUAACGGAGUGGUGCCAGCCGGAGGAUCCUAUUUCAUGAUUUCUCGUGCAUUAGGUCCAGAGUUUGGAGGGGCUGUUGGUCUCUGCUUUUAUCUUGGUACCACCUUUGCUGCUGCUAUGUACAUCCUGGGAGCAAUUGAAAUCUUCUUGAAUUACAUCUCUCCACCUGCUGCAAUAUUCUCUGGCGAGGGCUCCAUGCUUAACAAUAUGCGUGUGUAUGGCACGUGUUUCCUGAUUCUGAUGGCGGUGGUGGUGUUUGUAGGCGUGAAGUAUGUGAAUAAGCUGGCAUCCCUUUUCCUGGCAUGUGUCAUCAUUUCUAUUCUAGCCAUUUAUGCUGGUAUCAUCAAAUCAGCUUUUGCCCCCCCUAACUUUCAAAUCUGCAUGCUGGGAAACCAUACCUUGAAGAGUUAUGGCAUUGAUAGCUGUAGCAAGAUGCGCACAGUUGGUAAUGAGACCCUGAGAACUGCCCUCUGGGACUUCUUCUGUUCAUCUGGGGAGCUGAAUGCCACAUGUGACCCAUAUUUCCACCUGAACAAUGUGUCCUACAUCCAGGGAAUUCCAGGAGUGGCUAGCGGCAUUAUUGCAGACAACUUGUAUUCCACCUAUUUGAGCAAGGGGGAUCCCCUGGAAAAAGCAUCUUUGCCUUCAGUCGGUUUACCAGAAAGCCUCUCACACUUCGUUACUGCAGACAUUGCUACCUCAUUCACUGUUUUGGUUGGCAUCUUCUUCCCAUCUGUUACUGGUAUCAUGGCGGGUUCAAAUCGGUCUGGUGACCUCAAGGAUGCACAGAAAUCAAUUCCUAUUGGGACGAUCUUGGCAAUCCUCACAACAUCUUUAGUCUAUAUGAGUGCUGUCAUCUUGUUCGGUGCAUGUGUGGAAGGCGUAGUUCUCAGAGACAAGUUUGGAGAUGCUGCAAAUGGUAACCUGGUUGUAGGAAUGCUCUCUUGGCCAUCACCCUGGGUCAUUGUGAUUGGUUCGUUUUUUUCUACCUGCGGGGCCGGUCUGCAGAGUCUGACAGGGGCUCCCCGGCUCCUACAGGCCAUUGCUAAGGACAACAUCAUUCCAUUUCUUCGAGUGUUUGGGCAUGGGAAGGCAAACGGGGAGCCAACAUGGGCUCUACUCCUGACGGCUGGGAUAGCUGAACUGGGGAUCCUUAUUGCCUCGCUGGACUUGGUGGCUCCAAUUCUUUCAAUGUUUUUCCUGAUGUGUUAUCUCUUUGUGAAUUUAGCGUGUGCUGUGCAGACACUUUUGCGGACUCCCAACUGGCGUCCCCGGUUCAGGUAUUAUCACUGGGCAUUGUCCUUUUUGGGAAUGAGCAUCUGUUUGGCUCUUAUGUUCAUCUCCUCGUGGUAUUACGCGAUUGUUGCCAUGGUGAUUGCUGGUAUGAUCUACAAGUACAUUGAGUACCAGGGAGCGGAGAAGGAAUGGGGAGAUGGCAUCAGGGGAUUGUCCCUCAGCGCGGCUCGCUUUGCCUUACUGAGGCUGGAGGAAGGACCACCACACACUAAAAACUGGAGGCCACAGGUUCUGGUACUUCUGAAGUUGGACGAUGAUUUACAUGUCAAGUAUGCACGUCUGCUGACCUUUGCCUCCCAGCUGAAAGCAGGAAAAGGGCUGACCAUUGUUGGCUCAGUUAUUGUUGGGAAUUUCCUAGACAAGUAUGGAGAAGCUUUGGCUGCAGAACAGACUGUGAAGCAUCUGAUGGACAAAGAGAAGGUGAAGGGGUUCUGCCAGGUAGUGGUGGCAGCGAAGGUUCGUGAGGGCAUCUCGCACCUGAUCCAGUCUUGCGGACUGGGUGGAAUGAAGCACAACACCGUAGUCAUGGGCUGGCCCUAUGGCUGGAGGCAGAGCGAGGAUCCCAGGGCCUGGAAGACAUUCAUAGGAACUGUAAGAGUGACCACUGCAGCCCACCUGGCAUUACUUGUAGCCAAGAACAUUGCCUUCUUCCCUGCCAACAAGGAGCAAUUCACAGAAGGUACCAUUGACGUGUGGUGGAUUGUUCACGAUGGGGGAAUGCUAAUGCUCCUGCCCUUCCUGCUACGACAGCACAAGGUUUGGAAGAAGUGUAAGAUGCGAAUUUUCACUGUGGCACAGAUGGAAGACAACAGCAUUCAAAUGAAGAAGGACUUGGCAACAUUCCUGUACCACCUAAGGAUCGAAGCAGAUGUGGAGGUAGUGGAAAUGCAUGACAGUGACAUUUCAGCUUACACCUAUGAGCGGACCCUGAUGAUGGAACAGCGAUGUCAGAUGCUGAGGCAGAUGAGGCUCUCAAAGACAGAACGUCAGCGAGAGGCACAGUUAGUGAAGGAUCGGAACUCUAUGUUACGACUUGCCAGCAUCGGCUCAGAAGAGGAGGAUGAAACUGAUGCCACUCCAGAGAAAGUCCACAUGACCUGGACUAGAGAAAAGUACCUUGCAUCUAAAGUGAGCACAGUACAGGGACCACACGGUUUCCGUGAACUGCUAACUAUUCGACCGGACCAGUCUAACGUGCGGAGAAUGCAUACAGCAGUGAAACUGAAUGAGGUGAUCGUGAAUCGCUCCCAUGAUGCAAGGUUGGUGCUGCUAAACAUGCCAGGCCCACCUCGAAAUCCAGAAGGUGAUGAAAACUAUAUGGAGUUUCUGGAAGUACUGACAGAAGGACUUGAGCGAGUACUAUUGGUCAGAGGUGGCGGUACUGAAGUUAUUACAAUUUAUUCGUAAAAACUGAAUAAAUUGAUCAGGAGGCAAAAUGAAACCCUAGAACCUUCUAGAAAGGGAGAGGGACCUUGCAUUAUUGACUGCUACUUUGAGGACCAAAGGGAUUCCAGGCCUGGUUAAGUUGUAGGCCUGUUUAUGCACAAAUGCUACUGCCAGACAGCUAUUCCUCUCUCUCUCUCUCGCAUGUUUCAGCCAAAAUGUGCUAGUAUGUUGUGUUAUUUUUGUGCCAGUCCCAUUAACCAGAAGUUGAAUUACAUUCCUGACCUUGGGACCUUGAAUUCUCUUCCGUAAGCCUCCUAUCGUUUGCACUAAUGCCACAAACCUUCCUCAGUACAUGUAUUUGUGUUCCUCCACCAUGUUUCCCAAGCACUGACCAGUGGCAGCAGCACCGACAAUAUGGAGCUACGUUAAUUCAUUCUGGAUAGUCCACAUGGAAGUUACAAGGACACUGAAGUCCAGUGGAUGAAUCAGGAGCAGUGACAACAUUUUUAUUUACUUAUAUAAUUUGUCUUUUGUUGUGCUGUUACUUUUGAAUAUGCUGAGACAUUUUUUUACAUUAUCAGUUCUCUCUACUGCAAAAGUAAUUGGAAAAAGUUAUAUUUCCUUAGUGAACUAAUUUACGCCACUGUCUUCAGUACAGAUUUUAUUUGGUUUUAUGUAUGUUUUUAUAAGAUGGAUAUGAGUAGGGAAGAUGUUGAGCAUAAAGUACUGGGAUGAAAUUCUGAUAACUGGAGUUCUCAGCUAUUUGUGAAGGAGAGGUGUUUGUGUUACUGUUUGAAAUCAUUCAGGUGUCUCGUUCCCUCCAAAGAUAAAUUUCUGCUGAGAUACCCUAGUCUAACUGGGGUGGUGGUGAGGUUUUCAUCUGGGACGGGCUGAAUGGCUAGGCUUGUAAAGACCCUGGUGGUUGUUAGCCUAGUAUGAACUUAUGAACCUAUCUGGUCAAUGGGAGCUCAUCUUGAAAAAACGAUCAUGGAUGGAGAUUAUAGCCUCAGUCAUACAUCCAAACAAGGGUGAACAGCUCCCCAAAAAGAAAAAGGGAGCACUGCAUCCUGUAGGGUAAGUGAUAGCCUCCAUUUGAAGGGUCACUCCUGUCUUUAACAUUCUUAAAGUGCACUGAAUGUCAAGAAGAUGCAAAUGUGAAGCUCCCCCCAACACACACACACACACCAGAGUGAGAGCCAUGAUUUCUUAGUAGUUUAAUCAGGGAAACUGUAUUGUCGAUAAAGAAAAAUGGUCAUGUGUCUUUUUAUAACAAACUGUACAGACGAGGAACAAGAUGGCAGACGUCAGUAGAUAUAUAUAUAUAUAUAUAUAUAUAUGUAUAUAUAUAUAUAUAUAUAUAUAUAUAUAUAUAUAUAUAUAUAUAUAUAUAUAUAUAUAUAUAUAGAGCUACUGAACAUGGUUUAUCAGUAUUUCUCUUGUACACUGUGUAGAUUUAUAUACAUAUUUUUGUUGUGCCAAAAAUUCACUCAAACGAAAUAAGAUGCAUCUUUGAUGUUCAUUGAAACAUUUUUAGUUUAGUUUGAUUCUGUUAUAAUCUUGUUUCAUUUUCACUGUUUGUUUUACUAGUAUGGAUCCCCCCAUCUAGUUUGAGACCAUAGACAGUAUUAUCUGUACAGCUUCAGUGAAACAUAAACUGACUUUGUUUCAGUAGUUUACUGCAAAAUCUCUUGGUAAAAAAAUCUGAACCCAAACAGAUCGACAGUGACAACCAUUUGCAAUGUUGAAAUGGUGCAUUGAUCUAGUGUUGAUUUUAUUGUUUAGAGACAGCAGUGUUUAGCAGCAUGUGGUAUGAGGUUUAUUUUUAAACUAAAUUAUUUAGAGUAAUUUCUGUUAACGGCAAAAUUAAUUUUUGGCAAAUUAUUUCAUAGAGAGGCAGCAGUUUGUCUUCAACGUGGAAAGUAAUUUUAAUUUCACAUCAUAUUUAAAACAAGCACGGAUCUUCCAUUGCAGUUGAAGUUCUGGUAAAGUUUACCUUACAUUUUACAGAAUGACUUGAUGUCUGAGAAAGUUCUGAAAAUAUUUGUUUAUGUGCUUUAGUAAUUUAAUUGGAGCUGCUAAGUUUUGUUAUUUUGAAAUGAAAAAACAAAUCCUGCAUUAUAAUGUGUUUUGGCGUGUAAUGUAAUCUUCCCUCUUUUAGCCCACUGACAUUUUGGCAUGCUGGCUUCUAACGUAAUUUAUCAGGUGGGCCUUUUGCACCAGUGAUUGGAUUUCCAGUUUUAGUGCAAGUGAUUUGGGUUUAGAAAUAGCUAGGGUAUUCCUUAGUGCAACUUGUUUUUUGAUACAACCUUUUCUUUGACAGGCAAUUAAACAGGAACUCAUGCCAA